Oryzias melastigma (Indian medaka) is the source of this 2514-nucleotide messenger RNA. RefSeq names its product transmembrane protein 269 (gene tmem269). Gene Ontology annotation, cellular component: membrane. Gene Ontology annotation, molecular function: phosphotransferase activity, for other substituted phosphate groups. The transcript has 7 exons. The record is from RefSeq and is a predicted model, not a curated record. Lineage: Eukaryota; Metazoa; Chordata; Actinopteri; Beloniformes; Adrianichthyidae. Bases 349 to 1074 code for a protein of 241 amino acids. Gene Ontology annotation, biological process: phospholipid biosynthetic process.
GAUGAUUUCUACAAACAUCAAACAACCGUCCAUCAAUAUUAUGGAAAAAGCUGGAAGAGGCGGCAGCGUCAUUUCCGGUGGAAUGUUCCAGUGGAUUUAUCUGAGGGUUUAAAAGCGCGUGCCCGAAUAACGGCAGCGAAGUUGACGUGCUUUACGUGCCUCGAGCCGCACAGGGAACGUAAAAAGUUAGAUGAACAAGUGUCUGCAAAAAGAUACGGACAGCGAAACGAAUAGCAGGAGAUUUAAUAAAGCUUUUUAUUAGAGGAGCAGGUGCGCAGUUUGACAGUUUUACAUUUGUGUUCAGUGAGAAGAAAAACCUCUGGAGCUCCGUCCAGUGUGAGAACAGCCAUGAUCCUCCUGACUCCAUCCCAUGAUUUAUUCCAGCGCGCCAACAAGGUCUUCCUGAGCGACACGACCACGGGGCUCCAGAUCAAAGAGUUUGCACGCAAAAAUGCAGCCAACGCUCUGUCUGUGGCCAACAUGGUGAUGGGCAUGGCCUCCAUUCUCAGCAGCCUUAACGGGCACCAUCACGCGGCCUGCUGGCUGGUUCUGAUUGGCUACCUGCUGGAUCUGGCAGAUGGAGCCGUUGCCAGGCGACUGGAUGCCUGCUCUGCUUUGGGUGCAAAGCUGGAUGACUUCGCCGAUUUCACCACCUUUGGGAUCGCCACCUCGCUGCUGCUGAGGACGCCGGACCUGCUGGACAACAUCCUGUGCAUGUGCUACGUCCUGUCCGUGUUCGUGCGCCUCUGCUUCUUCUCAAGUGGGAUCCCCUUCAUGUACCGCGGGUUACCCUGCAUCUACUCCUCAGCCAUCCUCGCCAGCGCCUCUUUGCUGUCGGGGGGCAACAUGACCCUGCUGCGGUUCAUUGCGGUGGCCAUGAUCCUCUUCAUGAUCAGCCAUAAUUUUUACCCCCAUGACAGAGUCCUGGAGUCCCAGGCCUGGAAGAAAGCAGUUUAUGCUGGAGGCGUGGCCAUGGUGUUCUGCUCCUCCUUCCCCCCUGCGUGCGUCUACUACCUGCUUUGGUCCGUCUCCUACAUUUUGUUUCCCACGUCUCUCUGGAGCAGUAAAGUAUAAAGCAGCGCCGCACGGCGCCGAUGUCCUGACCCGAGCAGGUCCGAACCCAGCCUCCCAGACUGCUGCUGCGAGGCUGAAAAGAGCAGCUUGUCUUUCAAGACCUCGCCACGACUCCUCAGCUACAGAGGAGAGGAGGAGAAAGGAGGACUUUCUUUCUGUGAGGGACUCACCGUGAUGCUGUCACAGUGCCAUGACGCGCUGCCUUUUUGUUCAAAAUCCACUUUUUCAUUUCGUUUAUGUUCUAAUCUCCCGUUUUUUUAUCUUAAUCCAACCUUUUAUGAGCAUUUUUGUCGCCUUUUAAUAUCAAAUCCUAAAAAAUAUUUCAAAAAGAGCCUAAAUGAAUGUAGUGUCCCCUAAUUUCAUUUAAAUGCUGACAAAUUCUUUUAUACUUUCAGCUCCAAUUUGGGUCAAUUCCACAUUGAUUCAGAACAAAAAAAAACAUAUUUUUCAGAUACAUUUUCACUCAUUUGUGGAGCUGGGAAAUAUUCACUUAUAGUGUUUACUUCAUUUUAAAGCUUUUUUAAAUUUAAAUUGUCUCAAAUUCAACAAAAAUCUAUUCCCAUGCCCCUUUUAAAUCAAUUUUUUCACAUUCAUAGUUUUGAAGUUUGUCCCAGAUUUGUAUAUUUUUCUUUAGUAAAGUUGAGCCACAUUUCCUCCUAGAGUUUCAGCUUCAUUCUAAGGUGGAAAACUACAUUUCCAUUCACUGAGCUCCAUUCCUGAUGUUACAUUUCCUGUAAGUUGAGUGACCACAACCUUUUCUCUUUUUUUGCUUUGAUAGAAUAAGUACUCUCGUGUUUUCAUGAAAAAAAAAUCAUGUUUUAUUUUUGCAUAUUUGAGUACAUUUACUUAGGUGAUUGUUAGUCUCUGUUUUAAGAGGCUUUAUAGUUUAAACAGCUCAGUUUGAGUUUCAAAAGGAAAGCCCUGAAAGAUGUAGUGAAAGGCCUAUUUUGCUGCCAUCUAGUGGUUAAAAGGUGCACUUUCUUUGCCUGACAGGUGAUAAAGGAUCUUGCAGAUAUUUGUAGACCCACUCUGAUUUUUUUCUGAUGUUUUGUAAAAGCGUUCCCUGUGGUAUUUUAAUUGUGACGGCAUUCACACUAUAGUGAUUCUCCUGCUGCUUCAUGUACAUUUUCACGCAGGUUAAAAAAUCAAUCACACUUUCAGCGACUGUUCAGCUCUUUCAGAACAUUACUGCUUGUACUUUUGGUAUUUAUAAAAUGUAUAAUUUUAAAUAUUGAGCAAAAUAUGCCCCCAUAGAAAAUGAAUGACAAAUUGCUCAAAUCUUUCAAAAACGGUGUGCACUUUGAAGCUUGUGAACGUCAUUCAAACUCUAAAAUGUUCAACAACUUAUGGGGAUUUUUAGGGUAAUUUGGAAUUUAGCUUUUAUUUUAGUAACAUGCUAGCCGUUUUUUAGGCAAAUUAGGAGUUAAAUAGUAUCUUAGC